Messenger RNA from Prunus avium (sweet cherry), 1230 nucleotides. The record is from RefSeq and is a predicted model, not a curated record. Lineage: Eukaryota; Viridiplantae; Streptophyta; Magnoliopsida; Rosales; Rosaceae.
AUGAAAGGAGUUCAGAAGCCUCCUCCUUUUCUUCUUCUCCUCCAUAUUUCCUUGCUUUUCUUGCUUCCAUUGAACGCCGCCUCAUCACCGAGAACACAGGCGGCAGCUCUCGUAAGCUGGAAGAACGACUUCGCUUCUUCACCACCUUCUUUCAAUUCUUGGUCCCUCACAAACCUCAACAACCUUUGCAAUUGGACUGCCAUUGUCUGUGACCACAACACCAAAACAAUUUCCCAAGUUGACCUCUCCAACUUCAACAUCACUGCAACACUAACCCAUUUCCACUUCACCCCAUUUCUCAAUCUCACCCAAUUCAACCUCAAUGGCAACAAUUUCACAGGGCCUAUACCAUCUGCCAUUGACAACCUCUCCAAGCUCACAACUUUGGACUUGGGCAACAACUUAUUCAAUCAAGAAAUACCUGCGCAGUUAGGCAUGUUGACUGAGCUUCAGUAUUUUAGUUUCUUCAACAACAAUCUCACUGGUGUAAUUCCCUAUCAGCUGAGCAGUCUCCAAAAGGUAAAGUUUUUUAUUCUUGGAGCAAACUACUUAGAAACUCCUGACUGGUCUGAAUUUUCAGGCAUGCCUUCGUUGACUUACCUUGAUCUUUCUGGCAACCAUUUCUCUUUAGAAUUCCCAAAAUUUAUAUCUGAAUGCCGAAACUUGACGUUCCUUGACUUGUCUGGAAAUUUCUUGACUGGCCAAAUACCAGAACAUGUAUUUAUCAAUCUGGGCAAACUUGAAUAUCUCAAUCUCACCAUUAACCAAUUCCAAGGACCACUGCCAUCAAACUUUCCCAAGCUUAAACACCUUCAUUUAGCACGAAACAACUUCGGUGGUGCUAUUCCUGAAGAUAUUGGCAAAUUGACUCGGCUUGAGGUUCUUGAUUUGUCAAAUAACAAUUUGACAGGAGAAAUACCACCUGAGCUUGGCACAUUUGACAAAUUCACAGGCGUGGCUUCCUUAGCUUAUUUUUACCACUUGGAUCUCAGCAGCAAUUCACUCUCGGGAGCAAUACCUUCAAGCUUGGGAAAGCUCACAAGCUUAAAGGUUUUCAAUGUCUCACACAACCAUAUAUCAGGCGAAAUUCCAUCAGCAUUUUUCAAAAUUCUUAGUGUGGGAGCAAUUUUUUACCCACAAGAAUAUUCGUCUAAGAUUCCGUCUUCCUCUUCGCUUCUCUUUCUCCUUGCAAAACAAUACGGAGUAAAAAACCACACUCGGGGGUGUUAG